AAAUUUCAUUUUCAUCUUUUUGUAGUAAAUUUGCUUGAAUUUUUCCGACUCGAUAUCUGCCGACGCAAAACGGCGUAGAAUAAUCUAUAGUGUUGCCGUAAACAGUGGAAAAUGGAGUGGCAAUUUGUAAUACCGCGGGUGAACGCCGAGCUGCUUAGUUCGGAUAAGAAUAAUUACUGUGUGGGGCGCGUUCUCGACUCUCGUGAAAUUUCAGACGCGCUCAAGAAUGCUCGUCUAGCGUUGAACGAUCCGUUCGGAAUAUUUGAUCAUUUCGAUACAUUCUACUCCGUGAUCGAUAAUGCAAAGCAAAUUUCUGGCAGCAACCUUCUGAGAGCAUACGAUUUGUUGUACAUUGCCAUCGACCGAUUAGGGACUAUGUUGGCGGAAUUACUUAAUCAGGCAGAUUUGUCUCAGCAAGAUCGACUAGCUUCGUUAAAUGCAAUAAAAAUGUUGAUCUAUUUGAUGGGUGGCACCGUCAAAGCGAUUGAUGCUCACGUAAAUGCCUUGCGAGAAAGUGGCGGUUUACAGAAGAAAACGGGUGUAAACAAAAAAAAGGAAACUGAAGAACAAGUGGAAGUCCUAGACUGGGAUAAUAAGCGAAGCCGAUGUGUCGUACAAUUGUACAAUCUAUUCCAGCUGCCAUUGGAGAAAUUAUGGGAUCCUCCAGUUUGUGAGGAAACAUUUGUGGAUCUCAUUUGUGAUAUUUGCUACCGUACGUUGGAGCAGUCUUACGUAAAAAACCGUAAUGUAGUAGAUAGUGUAUUCCAGAUCUUAGGUACAGCUAUAAAGCGGUACAACCAUGCUUUAUCAUUUCCGGUGAGAAUACUUCAAAUUUUGGAAAGGCACGAAGGAUCGAUUGCUCCGAUCGCUAAUGGUGUGAUGCUGUUGCAUGAAGAGUUCAAUAUUUCCACAAUAUAUCCGGUUUUAAUAAAGGAACUGAUAGAGCGUCUUGGCGUAGAUGCUUCGGAUACUCAGACGGCUCGUCAUUUUAGUCAGUUCUUAGUCGAACUAGGUACUCUCACACCUAAGCUGAUGAUUCCCCACCUUUCGACUUUGAGUGAGGAACUUUUGGGACUAGACUCUUAUAUGGUUCGGAACUGCGUUCUACAAAUUAUGGGAGAAGCUAUUCUUUCGGAACUAUCUUCUGAAGACUUGAGUGAAGAUUUCAAGGAAACUAGGAAUGAAUUUCUUGAAGAUUUGUUCAACCACACGAUGGAUGUAUCGGCGCAUGUUCGAUCGAAGGUGUUGCAAAUUUGGCACUUCUUGCAACGUCAAAACGCCGUUCCCCUUAUGUGGCAACAUCAGGUGCUGGAAAGGGCCGUGGAACGGUUGGAGGACAAAGCGCUACUUGUUCGAAAGAACGCUAUCGCUUUAAUCAAAGUAUUCUUAGAACACAAUCCCUUCUCAGCAAAGUUAUCACUAGCUGAAUUGCGCACACAAUACGAACAAGUGGAUAAACAGCUGCAGGAAAUACGCGAUAAAAUGGUCGAACAGGAUACUGCUUUGAAAAAAAUUGAAGAAGAUUGGGACGAUCUGACGGUACAGAUGUUUCCAGUAAUCUCAGAAGUGCUUUCGAAAGAAAAUUCUUCCGAAGAUACGACUCAUCUGGAGGGAACAUUAGAAGAUGGAAAGAAAUUAGUCGAGGAUAUCGGAGACAUGAUCGAAGGACAGCGAUACAAGGAACUGGUCCUACUGGCGUGCAAGGUAGACUACGCUUUGGGAAAUACCGAAACAAGAAAAACGUUCACAGUGGAACAACAAUGUAUGUAUUACCUAACGGUUUUAAAAAGCUAUUAUAUAAAUACGAAGGUCGACAAGGAUUUGAAUGAAAAGUUUCAAAAAAUAGAAAGCGAAGUCAAUUUUCUGAAAGAUUCAAUCCGGUUCUCGGAAAUUGUUGCUGGUGCUGUUCCAAAAUUGCAAGAAAUGUUGAAAUCGAAAUCGCAGACAGAUGUUUACGAGGCAAUCGAAUUUUUCACCUACGCUUACCUGUUCGGUAUUAAAGGAACUGAAGGUGGCAUGCAACAAAUGUUGUAUCUAGUUUGGGAUUCCGAUGCAGAUAAACGUAGUAGUGUAGUUUCUGCAUACAAGAGAGUGCUGUUGGAGGUUGAUUUGGAAGGUCGAGCCAAACACGUUAAGACUGUGCGAAACUUGUGUCAAUUUAUGAUAACGCUCAAUGCUGGCCAUUAUGCCGCUAUGGAAGUGCUGAUUCGCGAAUGGGUCGAAGGUGGAGAUAUCGAUGCGCAGAUGAUCCAGGUAAUGUUCGAAAUAUAUACUAAAAAAUUAGAAACUGUAUCUGAUGACGAAUCCCGCCAAGCGCUGCAAUUAUUGAUUAUGGUGUCAAGUGGUAAACCAUCCGUAGUAAAAGCCAAUCAACCGUUGAUUGAAAGUAUCGGUUUCGAUGACAGAGGUUUACGUGAUCCUCGUAUUUUUACUGCCACGCUGUCACUGCUAAUUAACUCUACUUCACAACCGAAAGAUGCUGGGAAGCAUUACAGACGUAUUGAGCCUGACUGCCCAACGGUAGUGAAAAUUAUUGACAUUUUUAUAAAGAUGUUUUUUAAUAAUAAAAUUGUAUGCUUUGACGAAAUCGGUACAAAAACAUUUGAUUACAUUUACAAAAUAGUCAAUACACCAGAUAUUGUCAGUCAGAGCAUACUGGUUAAAAUAUAUGACAAAUUGCAUUCACUAGAAACACAGCUGAAGAGAAAGGAAGAAAAUAACAGGCUUUCACAAGAAGAUACUAUCCCUGGAGCAACACAGGAAAAUCAGAACCGCCCAUCACAAGCUUUAACUAAUUCUCAAGGUCGCCAAAUUACGGUCACCUUACCAACAUUCUUGGUCGUGCGUUAUGUACUCGUUAUUGGUUACAUUGCGAUGCGAGAGAUGAUCUAUUUGGACAUUGACGUGUACGCCAAUCUCAAAUAUCGUCAAGAAUUAAAGGAUGAACUUAAAAAUCAGAAGAAAAAAACCGCUGCUCUUACCAAAAGUAUACCGAAACGUAAAACUAUGAACAUGAACGUAUCAGCAAGUAGUGCGAUUAAACGCUGGUCUGGGCCAGGUGGGAAAGAACACGAACAGCCAGAAGAAGAAGAAUUGUUGAGCGGAGCGACGGCCGAAGACGCCGCUGCUGAACUAAUCAAUGCUAUUUGUGAACAGGAAAUGCUCGGCAGCAUACAUAAUUUACUAGGUAGAUUCAUACCGAUGAUUGUUGAAAUAUGUCGUCAUCCAAACAAACAUCGAGAUGAGACACUACAAAAAUGCGCUGUGCUUACACUGAUACGAAUGAUGUCAGUCUCUUCGAAAUUUUGCGAAAGUCACAUGUCCUUCCUGAUGAACAUUCUACAAUACACGAAACAAAAUCAGAUCAAAUGUAACAUCAUGAUCGGUUUAUCCGAUUUGACUUUCCGCUUUCCGAACGUAAUUGAACCGUGGACUAGCUAUAUGUAUGCAACUUUGCACGAAAAGGACAUAGAAUUGCGUUUAACGGCCGUCAAAAUGCUAUCGAAUUUGAUCCUGCACGAAAUGAUUCGCGUCAAGGGUCAGAUAUCAGAUCUAGCCAUGUGUAUCGUAGAUCCUGCGCCGGAAAUUCGAACAAUCACCGAACAGUUUUUCAAAGAGAUUGCGAAUAAAUCGAACAUUCUUUACAAUGUUUUGCCAGAUAUCAUUUCACGGUUGAGUGAUCCGACCUUAAAUUUAGAGGAAGAAAAGUAUCAUACCAUAAUGCAACACAUUAUUGGUCUGAUCAAUAAGGACAAACAAAUUGAAAGUUUGGUUGAAAAAUUGUGCCUUCGUUUCCGGGUGACAACCGAGCAACGUCAAUGGCGCGAUAUCGCUUUCUGUUUGUCGCUUUUGUCGUACAAUGAGAAAACUAUUCGUAAACUAUCAGACAAUAUCAGCUGCUUUAAAGAUAAGGUACAGUACGAUGAAAUACUCGGGUCGUUCAAAACUAUCAUCAGCAACACCAACAAACUAGCGAAACCGGAAUUGAAGACUGCCGUUGCUGAGUUUGAGAAUCGCAUCCAAGAGUGCCUGGCAAUCCGAGAAGAUGGAACCGCAUUGGGAACGGCGACUGUUAGCGACGAAGGUGCCGGUAGUUCAAGUCAAUUUACAGCACCAACCACUGGUAGUCGAACUACGGGCAGGCAAGGUCGACCAAAUCCUAAAUCGGCAGUAAAAAGCAAAACAACAGCUGGUAGGACCCGUCAAGGUCGAACGCAGAAACAAUCGUCUUCAUCAUCAUCGGACAACAGUGACAGCGAAGAGGAAAACAUGCCGCCAGCGGCAAGUGCUCGAGCCGCUGCACGUGCUCGCCAAAACAAAAAAAUAACCAAGGUUAUCGAGAGCGACAGUUCAGACACUGAAAUCCUGCCUAGACGUAGACCCAAAUCUAUUCAAGUGCAAAAUUAAGCCAAUAGGAAGCAUUAUGUACCGACGCAAUAUCAGCACUAUCAACAACUCUAUACCUAUUUUAGUUUUUUUAAACAUGUUCACGAUUCAAUGGCACUUACGCUCGUUUUCUUUUAAACGUUUUUAAUUCACAAACAUUAUUAGAAUUAGGAUUCUUAUAUUCGUUAGUUUGUAGAGUUCAUUUUAAGCCCAAUCCUGUAUCGAUAAGGAAAGUUAGAAAAUAUAAGCACUUAGAGCUAACACUCAUUCAUGAGCAAA
This is a messenger RNA of Sabethes cyaneus, 4665 nucleotides long. It is a transcript of the gene Cap-D2, whose product is annotated as condensin complex subunit 1. The coding region runs from base 112 to 4407 and encodes 1431 amino acids. Gene Ontology annotation, cellular component: nucleus; condensed chromosome, centromeric region. The transcript is spliced from 5 exons. The record is from RefSeq and is a predicted model, not a curated record. Gene Ontology annotation, biological process: mitotic chromosome condensation; mitotic cell cycle; meiotic chromosome condensation. NCBI's taxonomy places the organism in Eukaryota, Metazoa, Arthropoda, Insecta, Diptera, Culicidae. Gene Ontology annotation, molecular function: histone binding.